Messenger RNA from Medioppia subpectinata, 1301 nucleotides. NCBI's taxonomy places the organism in Eukaryota, Metazoa, Arthropoda, Arachnida, Sarcoptiformes, Oppiidae. The record is from the annotation of a GenBank genome assembly.
AAUGUACCCACGGGUACUGUACCCAAGCCUUCCAGAUGUUUUCCCAAUACCUGUCGCGCCGACAACCGGUGCCCUCAAAGAGCACACCGGCGAGGGAUAGGUCGCCACUACGAGAGCAGCAAAGCCACGGGUCGGCUAUACCGGCCACAAAUAGGGCGACAUUAGAUACGGAACCAAUGGUAAGCGCAACAGAAUCUGAGCUCUGGAAGCAAACGCAGGCCUUAGCGCUGGAGAGAGAGCAGCGAUUGGUAUCGGAGCGCAAAUUCGGGGCCAUAAUACGCGAUUUGACCACUAAAGUGGAUGAGACCGGUAAACAAUUGGCCGCUGAGCGCCACCUUUGCCAACAACGGGCGCAAUACAUCCGGACGUUGGCCGCCAAGAGAGACAAGGCGUGCGCCGACAGGUCUGAUAUUAACGCCAAACUGGUGGCCGCCGACAGGUCUAGGGAUGUGUUUGAGCACAAGUAUAACGAGCUGAAGAGGACGGCCGACAACGAGUUGGAUAAUGAGCGCAAACGUGCCGAACAUCUCGCGCAACAGAUGGUGGCCCUCGCCGUCGAGAAAGACAAUGCAUUAAAGGCUGUGCGCAAUGAAUAUAACGUCAAACUCGUGGCCGCGGAGACCGCUAGGGCUCAGCUCCAGGAUAUGUACAGAACAUCUGUCGACAAGUAUAAUGAGCUGAAGGUUAGCUCCGGCGGGGAACUGAUGGCCAGUCGCCAGCGCGUGGCCCAACUCGAGGCCCAACAGAAGCCGAUGGAUACUGAGUUCGCGGCACUCAUGCGACGGAAGAAACACUAUAAGGAAGAGUCGGAAAUGUGUAAAGCGCUACUUAAUCGACUGAAGUAUGUCCUCAAACAACGACACAAUUGGCACUUAUAUACUGACAAUCGUAUGGCGAAAGCCGUCCAACACAACGGCCAGGCAAUGAUCGACGCGAUCGAGUCGGCGGUGUUGGAGGUGUUGGCCCACAAGCGUCAGGACUGGCGCGCAGAGAGCGAAGUGAUCGCCGCCGACGGCUCGCGACAAAAGUGCGCUCAGAAUGAGAUCAUCGAUCGCAACGCCGACCGUAUGCUCGCAAAGCCGGGCCAAAAAAUCCUGUGCCCGCAGUGUCCAAAAUCAUAUGCCUUUAAUAGUUGGCAUUGUCUGGCAAAACACGUGGCCGCCCGACACCCGUUCCCAACACAGGCCACCACUGGCCUACCCAUCGAUACCAGCGCUUCCACCUCUUCGUCGGUUGUGUCCAACACUUAUGGCUCAACUCCCGGUCCGUCGACCCGAUCGCAGACCUUUAAUACUUAUCAA